GCUUUUCCAUUCAGUCAAAGAAAAAUGGUGGCUGAAAAGUUUAUAUCCAAAUUGUGUGAUGUAAAACUAUUAUAAAACAGUAGAUUUAAGCCGAUAAUAAACAUUGAUGUUAUAAAAUGUCGACACCAAUGUCCAACCGAAAAUACGGUGCUCAAAAAAUACGGUUAACGAUUCUUUGUGCAAGGAAUUUGGUCCGGAGAGAUCUUUUUCGUUUGCCAGACCCAUUUGCGAAAAUUUCAGUGGAUGGAAGCGGUCAGGUGUACUCAACCAACACAGUGAAAGCAACUCUUGACCCUAAGUGGAAUACUCAUUACGAUUUGUACCUCACAAAAGGAGAUGGAAUCACUAUUAGUGUUUGGAAUCAACGAAAAGUGCAUAAAAGACAGGGUUCUGGAUUCCUAGGAUGUGUACGCAUACUGCCUUCCACUGUCCAUAAGUUGAAAGAUACUGGAUAUCAGUGUCUAGAGUUAUGUGAAGACGGAUCAGGCGAGACGUGCGGAGUACGCGGCCAAGUGAUAAUAUCGCUGUUGUCGCGAGAUGGAACACGCGGGGAGCCCGCGUCGGCGGCUGGUGAAGGCUCGCCGCUCGCAGUCGUCGGACCUGCUGGGGAAGUGCGAGCUCCUAGAGACCCGCCAAUCAACUCAAACUCUUCUCACCUUCCACUACCACCCCAUUGGGAAGAAAGAUUUACGUCCAGUGGAAGGCCUUACUAUGUGAACCACCUGUCGCGGCGCACGCAGUGGGAGCGGCCGACACAAGAGGAGUCGCGCUCGCCGUCGCCGCCGACGUCCCCGGCGCCGCCCGCCCCGCCCGCGCCCCUCACCUCCGCCCCUAACUCGCCCGUCGCACCCUCCUCGCCUUGCUCUCCAUCUAACACUGUCUCCGAUACUGAUGAACACACCACUUCCAUUUCAUUGAGACCCGAACCCCAACCUCAAACCGCCGUACGUCGCCAGCCCGCUCCGGGAUCAACGCCCACGAGUCCCACCACACCCACUACGCCUAUGACACCCACCACACCAAUAUCUGCUACAGACCUACCACCUGGCUAUGAGAUGCGAACGACGGCGCAAGGCCAAGUGUACUUUUACAAUGCGGUGACGGGCGCAUCCACGUGGCACGACCCGCGCGUGCCGGCGCACCUGCGACACACGGCCGCGGCGGGCGGGCCGCUGCCGCCGGGCUGGGAGAUGCGCCACGCUCCCUCCGGCCGCCCAUACUUUGUCGACCAUAACAAUCGCACAACACAGUUCACCGACCCACGCCUCGCGCUCUCCGCUAGAUUUACAACGACAGAGUCGCCGGCACCUCCGCCGCCAGGCGCGGGCGGCACGGCGGCGCCGAGUCCGGCCGCAGCGCCCGCGCCCGCUCCCGCCGGCCCCGGAGCUGCUCCCGUUCCUGAGCCGGCGGACGCUGACGCACUGCCUAAAUACAAACGCGACCUGGCCGCCAAGGCACGCGUGUUGCGUACAGAACUGCAAGCGCUGCAGCCCCAAACAGGCCACUGUAGAAUUGAAGUGUCACGAAAUGAGAUACUAGAAGAAUCUUACCGACUUGUGAUGAAACUGAGAGGCAAGGAAUUGCGCAAACGUUUGUUAGUUAAGUUCAGAGGUGAGGAAGGAUUAGACUAUGGUGGUGUGGCACGCGAAUGGCUCCACCUAUUAGGCAGAGAGCUAUUCAACCCACACUAUGGCUUGUUUCAAUAUGCUAAUGCUGGAGACGAUAGAUACGCCCUACAGAUAAAUCCAGACUCAGGGGUGAAUCCAGAACAUCUGUCAUAUUUUCAUUUCGCUGGACGCAUUUUGGGAGUAGCCUUGUUUCAUGGGCACCAGCUGGAUGCAGCGUUUACCGCACCAUUCUACAAGCAACUCCUGGGAAGACCCAUUACUUUGAGAGAUAUACGUGAUGUCGAUCCUGAAUUACAUCGUUCCCUCUCCUGGAUGCUGGAAAAUAGUAUCCAAGGCGUGAUCGAUACGACGUUCUCGGUGGAAUGCUCGUCUUUCGGCGCCGUGCGUAGCGUGGAACUGCGACCCGGCGGCGCUGCCGAGGCCGUCACCGACGCCAACAAGCGCGAGUAUGUGCGACUGUAUGUGGCACACCGAUUUACGCGCGGCGCCGAGCGGCAGUGGCUGGCUCUACAGCGAGGUCUGGCCGACUUGAUCCCCCCGCAGCUGCUGCGGCCACUAUCACCACGCGACCUGCAGCCGCUUCUGGCGGGCCGCGCCGACCUCGACCCGGCGGACUGGCGUCGACAUACGCGACUCAAGCACGUGCCGCCUGAUGCGCCGCUCGUGGGCUGGUUCUGGGAGAUCGUGGAGGAGUUCGACGCAGAGAUGCGCGCGCGAUUGCUGCAGUUUGUGACGGGGUCGCGGCGCGUUCCGUUGGCGGGCUUCCGCGCGUUGCAGGGCUCGACGGGGGCUGCGGCACCGCGUCUCUUCACGCUGCAUCUGGUGGCGGACGCCUCGCCAGACUCACUGCCCAAGGCACACACGUGCUUCAACCGGCUCGACCUGCCUCCUUAUCCUAGCAAGGAGCGCCUACAUGAUAAGCUCAAGCAGGCGGUACUCGAGACGGCCGGCUUCGCGGUCGAAUGAUUCCUCAGAUCGUUCACGCAUGUUGAGUAUUACCGCCUCGUAGUCGUUUACCGACCGUUAUCGAUGACAGACUUAGUGUCGAAAUGUGUUCAGUUUUAGUUGUAGAUUGUUUCCAGCUCGAGUUUUUGUCGAAAAGAUAUUGUAGUUUGUUAAAAUGCUUUAACUAUAUAUGUUAUACUCCAUGAACUUUAUUUUCCUUAUGAAUGUUGAUACAAAUGCAACAUGAGUUGUGUUGAGAGAGCAGCUUUUGUUAGAAGACUGGAUAAGUAUGCAAAGAAUGUCAAUGAUUUAAUAAAAACUUAUUUUAUUUC
Molecule: messenger RNA, 2905 nt
Organism: Manduca sexta (tobacco hornworm)
Lineage: Eukaryota; Metazoa; Arthropoda; Insecta; Lepidoptera; Sphingidae
Gene: Smurf
Product: E3 ubiquitin-protein ligase SMURF2
Exons: 12
Coding region: 117-2594 (825 amino acids)
Biological process (GO): negative regulation of BMP signaling pathway; ubiquitin-dependent protein catabolic process
Molecular function (GO): ubiquitin protein ligase activity; protein binding
Source: RefSeq, a predicted model, not a curated record